Molecule: messenger RNA, 1347 nt
Organism: Gilbertella persicaria
Lineage: Eukaryota; Fungi; Mucoromycota; Mucoromycetes; Mucorales; Choanephoraceae
Product: putative methyltransferase-domain-containing protein
Exons: 2
Coding region: 12-1322 (436 amino acids)
Source: RefSeq, a predicted model, not a curated record
UUUUUUUUUCUAUGCUAAUUACUCCUGUUGAUUUCUCAAGACCUUACAAGGAAAAUUCAUGUAUACCUUUAUAUCGAAAAGAGUUAUCAGAUUUUAGACAAGCACUUUAUAGAAACAGUCGAGUUCAUCGUUUUACGAUAGAGAAUUUUUAUCAAAAUUCUUCCGAUAUAGUGAUUGAUACUUGGUAUACAAUUCACCUCAAAGUAGUGACUGAAAUGGGACUACCUGCCUACGGUAUCGAUCAGUUGAUAACCUGUCAGUUACUUACAAAUAAUAUGCAUUACUUUAUUACACCCACUGAUCUCAGCAUUGAAUAUCGUUUAAUUGACACUCCAGACUCAUGGCAAGAUCCUAUUCAAGAAAAGCAAAACUUUACAGUACUAUUUAGUUCUGAAAAUAGCACUAUUCGAUUGCAAUAUCGUAUACGUGGUCGUCCCCUUCAGGACAAUCAAUACUUUCUUCAUUUUGAGUCCCAACAAUCAGCACAAGAUUAUCAGAAAAAGAAGCUUCUUUCAUUGUGUGUGGGACCUUUUAAGAUUUCUGGCCAAAAAAAACAAGAGGAAUUGACUUACUGGGACAAAACAGUCAAUCCUUCCUGUAUUCAAAUGUAUAGAGCAUUACCUUUGGUAAGAGAACAUCAAUUUAUUAUGCUUCAAGAAAUUUGGGAAAACGGUACACCAGGCAAGCUAUGGGAUUCUGCCUUAGUAAUGAUGCAAGCCGUUGGUCAAUUAAUCAAAUGGAGCCCAGACUGUCUUGCCGGUCGUCGUAUUCUUGAUUUAAGUGCAGGUAUUGGUUCGUUGGGUUUGUCUAUUGCCAUGAAUUGCCAAAUACAUAAUGUUAUCAAUCCACCUACUAUUGUGCUCACAGAUCUGGAAGAAGCUUUACCUUUAAUGAAGAGCAAUCAAGCACUAAAUCAUAUCUCAACAGAAAACACGCAAAUUGAGCCACUUGCAUGGGGCUCCAAGAAGGAUAUACAUCGAAUUAUGACGGCUAAUAAAGCCUCAUUUGAUUAUAUUCUUGUUUCAGAUGUACUUUAUAACGCUAGAGACUUUUCUGCACUUAUUUAUACCCUUCGCCAGUUAUUCAGUCAGAAUACCCAGAAAAAACUGACUAUUCUAAUGGGCUACAAGCCUCGAGGACUCAAGAAGUCAGAAGAAGACAUGUUUUUUAAUACUUGUAGACAAUUUUUGAGAAUAGAAGCUAUUGACCUCAAAAUCUUUGGAAAGGAACUAGCGCCAUUAUCAAUUACAGUGCCUUAUUUCUGUACCAACAAAAUAUUAGAAGAGACGGGCGUCUGUUUGUAUAGAAUGACAAAGAAAUAAAUGUACUUGAUAAUUCUUUAUUCAU